This is a messenger RNA of Pseudophryne corroboree (corroboree frog), 1682 nucleotides long. RefSeq names its product lin-37 DREAM MuvB core complex component (gene LIN37). Lineage: Eukaryota; Metazoa; Chordata; Amphibia; Anura; Myobatrachidae. Gene Ontology annotation, biological process: negative regulation of transcription by RNA polymerase II. The transcript is spliced from 11 exons. The coding region runs from base 370 to 1095 and encodes 241 amino acids. Gene Ontology annotation, cellular component: Myb complex; transcription repressor complex. The record is from RefSeq and is a predicted model, not a curated record.
CUGCUUGGACUACAUUUCCCGUCAUGCUCCUAAGCCCAGCUGCGGCGUCUCCUCUAACGUCAGCACGCACUUGCGAGAGGCGGAUCCACUCGCCGCUGCUUCGGAUUUGCUGGCGCAGGAUGACGGGCAGGUCCGGAGCCGGUAGAUUGGAGGCAAGGAAGCGGGGCCAGCCAAUGCGGUGGCGAGAGGCGGGGCCAGCGGAGGAGCGGGUUAAGACAAGUCAGUCACUCGGCUUUCUGACGCUCCGUGGAACAGGCUGCACAGGAGGACUAUGACAUAAUAUCAGCGAGGGGGUAUGUUGUCGCCAUUUCCGUGUUCCAGAUACUAGUAAGGAGAGAUUUCCAGCUGUGACCCAGUCUGACGUCCGCCAUGUCACUCACAAAGGUGAAGGUGGAGAAACCAGACUUAGAGGCAGCAAGUGCCCGCAAUCGUCUGGACGCAGUCCUGCAGGAGCUCCUGGAUAAGAGCGAUGUGGACAGGGAACAGCUGGAGGAUGAAAGUGGCAAAGCCUCUACAGACCCCCAUUGCAAGGACUCCUCUCCAUCUGCUGCCGGCAAACGGCCGUCAGUACGCCUCUCCCACCACCGCCGCAAGAAACGAAAGGAGGAGGAUGGAAUCAGUGAAUCCGGACUUCCCAAAACCAACACUUUUGUCAUUCGCCUCUUUGACCGCAGCGUUGACCUGGCGCAGUUCUCAGAAGACACACCCCUUUACCCUGUGUGCAGAUCUUGGCUCCGUAACGCCCCGGGAGCCAAAGUUGCUGAGCGGCCCCCAACACCGCCGCCAUCAGAAGAGGGUGAAGUGGUGAACGGGAGUUCUCAGAAUCUGCACCAUCUGCCUCCCCCAGUGCCGGGCCUGUCAACAGAAGCCGGAGAACCAGUAAACCUGCGGAUACCUUCUCCUCUUCCUCGAGAUGAUGAGCCCCUCAAUAUCAACGCCCCAGCCGAUAUGCUGCCUAGCAUGUCCAGUCUUAUCUACCAGAAUAUGGACCGAUGGAAGAAGAUCCGGCAGAGGUGGAAAGACGCGUCUUACCGUAACCAGCAGCGAUACGCGCAGAGCAUUAAGAUCCUGAAGGAGAUUUACGAGCGUCAGUAAAGAUCCGAGACCCCAGUCCGUCCCGUCCCAGCACCACCACUUACUACAGGACUGACCCCGAGCGUUGUGUUGUGUAAUGUCUAUGUGUCACCGCUCCCGAGGAUAUGUGUCUGGUGGCUGUAGUUUAUGAGGAUUGGAUUGGAACGCAGGAUGGUAACCGCCUAAUACUCACAGUACCUACCUUGUUAGCGCAGAGUUCCAUGUUAAUGCCAAGAGCCGCCGACUUUAUAUCCCUCCAACCUAGACAUUACGGGAGCGGCACACAUUAAAGCAUAGGUAAUAAGUCCCUGUCAUAUGAUGAUUUCUGCCUGCAGUGCUCAUACAUUGUAGCAUCUGCAUGAAAGACGCCAUUUACACUGCCUGGUAUGUGCGGGCUACACGCGUUCCACCGACCUAUAACUCAGCUAUAUUUAGGUUUUACUGAUCCUUCCCCUUUAUCUUGUUUCCUGCCGCUAUCACAUGGUUACUUUGCUAUCCGUUACCGUUGUGGAUCAUGCUUGUAGUUGCCUUUUCUUCCUUCGGGGAUAUUAUUAGAACUGAAUUUUUAAAACAUUUUAUUAAAAUAAAUUAAAACUAUGCAUUUCUAA